AUGGGCAUGCAGAACCAAUGCGACGAUGGGAAGUCUAAUCUUUAUGUCGAUUGGAAUCCUAGUGACUUCACUACAUUCACAUGUAUGGCCGAUCCAUUUCCCGAUGUUGGUUCUAUUCUCUUCGAGCUGAAGACAUUAAACUCAUCAUUCAACCCAAAAACGGACGUGGUGUAUCACAAAUGCAUGUCGGAGAAAAUUGAAUAUGAUACUGCUCCACCUCUAAGGGGAGACCACAGACCAAACUGGGCCAGAUAUGGCGAGUAUCUGUACGUUCCUGAGCAACGAUGGCUACAUAAUCUGGAGCAUGGUUCCAUCAUUUUGCUUUAUCAUCCAUGUGCCGACCAAGACGAAUUAGAUAAACUCCGCAAAAUUGUUACCGCUUGUCUCUACCGACAUGUUAUCACACCUUACAACAAAUUAUCUGCAGAAAGGCCUUUCGCUCUAGUUUCUUGGGGAUCAAAGUUGGAGAUGAAUCAUGUGGAUGAGCGUGAAGUUGUCAACUUUAUAAAGGAUCACGCUCGAAUCGCCCCAGAAGACCUGUCAAAAGACGGUAUUUACGAUGCUUUCCUCAUGCAGCCAGCUAGGAUUGUCAGCGAUGAGAUGGAUAACAAUCUUUGUAGUUUUGCAAAUGAGUAA
Haemonchus placei is the source of this 636-nucleotide messenger RNA. The record is from the annotation of a GenBank genome assembly. NCBI's taxonomy places the organism in Eukaryota, Metazoa, Nematoda, Chromadorea, Rhabditida, Trichostrongylidae.